This is a messenger RNA of Owenia fusiformis, 4932 nucleotides long. NCBI's taxonomy places the organism in Eukaryota, Metazoa, Annelida, Polychaeta, Sabellida, Oweniidae. The record is from the annotation of a GenBank genome assembly.
CAACAAAUGACCUACAAAUAUUUUGCUGUAAUUGAAAGUUAUUUAUAGUUAUUUAGCUUUGCGAAAUGAAUGAGCCACAGAGGAAUGGGAAUACUGGCCAACCUUCCCAAGGUCUCUACACAGUGGACACUACAGGACUCGGCUAUCCUUCUAGAGACACUGGCUUAGUUGCAGGGACAUGGGUCAAUCAUCAGACAACCACAAUGGACCAUCCCCCGCAGGGAGUCAUAAUUACCCAGGGGAACAAUAUCAAUCAGCAACACCCAAUUAUGUCAAGCCUACAUCAUAUGGCACCGGUUAUAAUGGAGCAACAGCUUUCCCAUCAGUCUCAAAGUCAAGUGAUUCAUACAGUUGGUCAUGUGACUUUGAAUCCAAGUGUAUCACAACCACAAAAUGUUCAGUUUAUCCAGAAUCCUCAGUCGCUAACUGUUCAGUCACAUGAUUCACAAACAAGAGAACAGUCAAGAAAAGAUGGUAACUCAAGGCCUCCUGUGACUGACAUUAACCCCAUCCAAAAUACAGCAGUGUCUCGAGUUUCUCCUGUCCUCCAAGACAUAUCCCAGCAUGCCCCUCAACAAUGGCAGGCUAUGCAAACAACAACACCAGCCAUUCAAUAUAACUCAAAUCAAGAUGCUCAGAAUAUUGUCCAGUCAAUAGGCACAGUCAACCCAGUGAUGGUCCCUGCAGGAGAUGUUGAAACCAGUGCUAGUAACUCCACUGGAGCUGGAGGACGAAUGAACUUGUUAUACUACUGUAAUACUUGCAAUCUUGCAUUCACUGACAUUACUGAUUUCCAGACGCAUAGUCAUUCAUUUAUAGAAGCCAUAGAUCAACAAACAGCCUUGUCACAACCAAUUUUGUCACAACCUAUAUUGUCACAACCAAUUUUAUCACAACCAACUUUGCCUCAACCAAAUUUGUCGCAAUCAAAUUUAUCACAACCAGAAAUAACUCAAUCAACUAUGUCUCAAUCUGCUCUGUCACAACUGGCUUUGCCUCAAACAAUACCAACUCAAUUACAGGUACAGCACAAUACAAGCUCAUUUAAAUUGAGCGAAGCAUCAGGAAAGCAUAUUAUUGUUGAGACAGUCCAACCAUCAGAUGUGAACAUACAGGAAUCCUGGCAGCCACAGACUCAGCCAGUAGCAAUCAAGCCUAAAUCAAUAAAAGAUUUUUCAUGUAAAAAAUGUGGCGAGAUUUUCCCUAAUAAGACCAUGCUUGGUGUACAUAUGAAAACACACAGGUCAUCGCAGACAUUCCCUUGUGCGAUUUGUAAUAAACAAUUCACAUACAGACACACAUUAAAGGAACACCAGAAGAUCCACUUGGAUUCCCGAGAGUUCUCAUGCUCUUUUUGUAACAAAACAUUUCGGAGGAAAGAACACCGUGAUCGCCAUAUCACAACACAUACCGGAGCAAAAAAUUAUGCAUGUCAGUUUUGUGAUGCAAAAUUUUCACGAAAAUAUGAUUUGAAAUUGCAUCAACGAGGGGUUCACGAUCAAAAGGGUGUUGCGAUUAACAGUCUGCGAACAGAAUCAACUGGACCAACUCAAAAUAAGGUUCUCACUAGUGGAAAUGACAAACAUGAAGUCAGUCCACUUAAGGUCAUCCAAAAUGAACAAUUGGUCACAGUUCCUAUUCAACAAGAGCCAGAGUUUAGAUCAAAUUACAACACUCAUUUAUAUGACAGAGCUGGGACAGUCGCAGCAGGAAACUUGUAUAACAAUCCAAAAGCUAUCCCCAGCUCGAAUCUAGAAGUUCCCAGUGCGCCUGAACAAGUUAAGCAAUUAUUUCUACCGGAGCCCCCAAAAACUGAUCAAUGCGUCUGUGGACAGUGCUCCAAGGUUUUCUCAAGUGAGGAAUUCCUGAAGAUUCACUUGGAAGAUUGCCUGACCACACGUCGUUAUUACUGCAAGAAAUGUAACAGGGGCUUUACACGCAAUACGUAUCUUAAAGCUCAUAUGCAGAUCUGCCGUUCCAGUUCUACAGUUGCAUUCUUUUGUCCACACUGCCCUAAAGGCUUUAAGUGGAAACAAAACCUAACUGAGCAUAUUAAGGUACAUGGGAAUACAUCAGAUCUCGGCUGUGAAAAAUGUAACAAAAAAUUCAGCUCAUAUCGGUCUUAUAAGAGACAUGUGAAGAAGCAUCAAGAGGAAGCAACUAAGCAAGAAAAGAAAACCAUUAAUAAUGCAACCUUUGGAAUUUCUGAAAAGGAUACUAAUUCAAAACCUGCCGUUAAAAAACCACACGUUUGUUCCGUGUGUGGGACAUCUUUUAGAUUCAUAAAUAAUCUAAAGGACCAUAGUCACAUACACACAGGUGCGAGGCCACAUAAGUGUCAGUAUUGCCCGAAGACUUUUAUACGUAAAGAUCACCGAAUUCGUCACGAGUUAGGAAUCCAUAAAGGCGUCAAACCUUACUGUUGUACUCUAUGUGGCAUUGCCUACACCAGGAAAUCAACUCUUUUAGUGCAUAUAGAGCGAGAUCAUAAAAACCCAGAGAAGGCACAUGUCAAGAAGAAUAAGGGUGAAAAAAUUGAGAUCGCAAUGAAGAAUCAGGAAAAUGAUAGUACUGAAUAUAGGUGCUAUCUUUGUAAUGAGAUGUUCUUAGACAUCAAGCUCUUACAGGAUCAUUUCAAGACGCAUACUUCAAAGACCUUUACCUGCCCUACCUGUGAUGAGGUGUUUGUGAAGGAACGUGCCUUGGAGCUUCAUAUAAAUGCUCACAUCAAGCGUAAUGAGAUCCAGUUUUACCAGUGUCAGAUUUGUGGCAAAUGCUUUAUCACCAAGGCGGAGUACAUGAAACAUGGCCACGUAUCAGAGUUGAUCAGACAGUUUAGCUGUACCAUUUGCUGCAAAAUGUUCCGAAAAAAGAGCAGCGUAAGAAAGCAUGUUCUAAUGAAACAUGGAGCUAGUAAAGUAAGUGGAAAUGAUUCAAAGGAGGGACGUGUUGAUGGUAAGUUCCUCAAUGUAAAGGACAGUGAAAAUGAUGCUAUCGCUGAAGCAAACCUUGCUCCAAAUGAGAAGGACACCAAUACUCAAUCUGGUGGUACAUAUCAAAUUGAAGUGGAUACAGGGGUAAAAUCAAAUGAGGAUGAAGAUUUAACGAAACAAAUGGACACUGGUGCACAACUGGAAAAAGAUAAUGAUCUAAUGGAAACUGAUGAACAAUCAAACGAUGUAGAUCUAAAUGAAGUGAAUACUGGUGUAAAAUCUGAAAAGGAUGAAGAUCAAAUGAAACAAGUAGAUACCUGUGUACAAGUUAAAAAAGACAGUGAUCAAAUGGAAACUGGUGUUCACUUGAAAAAAGGCAAUGAUCAAAUGGAAAUUGAUACUGAUGUAGAUCAAAUUGAGGUUGAUAUUGUUGUAAAAUCUGAAAAGGAGAAAGAUCAAAUGAAACAAGUUGAUAUCGGUGUUCAAUUGAAAAAAGACAAUGAUCAAAUGGAAAAUGAUUUACUAUCUAAUGAUGUAGAUCAAAUCGAAGUGGAUACUGGUGUAAAAUCUGAAAAGGAUGCAGAUCAAAUUAAUCAAGUGGACACGGGUGUACAAGUGACAAAAGACAAUGGUCAAAUGGAAACUGAUGUACAAUCUAAGAAUGAUACAGAUCAAAUUGAAGUGUACGUUACUGAAAAUAAUAUGAAUCAAGUCGGAAUUGGUAAACAAUUGAAAAAAGUUAUGGACCAAAUUGAAAUUGAAAAUGUGGUACAGUCUAAUAGUGAUAAAGAUCAACUGAAAAUUGACAUUGAUGUAAGAAACAAGGGAGUUUCUCAACAUAAAGAAGAUGAAGACACUGUUGUGAAAUUAAAUGAAAACGAAGCUUGUGAUCCUAAAUAUUUAAAUAUGUCAAAAACCAGUGAUAAGCCAGAUUCUGGAUCGGAACUAAAGGUCUCUGACCUGAACAAUACUGUGUGCAAUAUUACAACAAAUGACGACAUCAAUACAAAAUAUGAUAUCAUGACAGAUAAAGAUAAAGAAGAUAAUAUUGCAAAUAAGGAUAUUACUGAAAAGAAAGAUGUCAUCCCAAAUGAAGAUAUUACAACCAACAGUGAAGAUAUAACAGCCAUCAAUGUUGACAUUAUAAGAAGUGACGACACUGUAUCAGAUAGGAUUGAACAUACUGCUGUAGACAAAGCCAACAGUUCAGUGCCAAUAACAGAAUCCAAUAUUGAAGAAAUUGAAUUGAAAGGAUAUGGGGGUGAUUUUGAAUCAAUAGUCCCUAAAGUGAAAAAGAACAUUGGUCUUCUAAAGUAUUCAAAGACUAUAAAGAUGACAUCGUUCACAUGUGGAAUUUGCGAGGUUGUUCUGAAGACUCGUUGGUCGAUGUUAGUUCACUUAAAAAAACAUGUGACUAAAAAUAACACAUGCAAAUAUUGUAAAGCGACUUUUAAGGAUCAGGGUGAGAUAACUGCUCAUGUUCAACAAUUUCAUUCGUCGAAAGAUGGUGAAUCUUUUCGCUGCUUGGAAUGUGGAAUAUUGUGUUCAACUCUUAAAGGUUUGGCAACUCAUAAUCGUAAAAAACAUGACAAUGUUGAAAAAAUGUUCAAAUGCACGUUCAAGUGUCCUAAAUCUUUUGCAACAAAAGAAUUGUUAGAUAGGCACAUCAAACGCCAACAUGAGAUAAAAGCUGACGAUAAACGCUGUAGUGUUUGCGAUCGUGCAUUUUCAUCACAGAGUAAACUUGAAGAUCAUCAACGGGGACACACUGGUGUCAAAUUGUUGUGCUAUAUAUGCGGGAAAAAGUUUAAAUUCAAAAAUAAUCUGGGGACUCACAUGAAAGAGCAGCAUAACAAGAAAGCUGAAACAUACCUAUGUACACAGUGUAAUAAGGAGUUUAAAAGUUUGCGAUAUCUCAAAACACAUUUGUUGACAAAUGUACACUGGGAGAGUGGGGAAACGCUAACUGGGGUGAAUUGAUUGAUUGCUAACUGUGGGA